UUGUUUAAGAGCAGAUUUAGUGGAGAGUCAUUCUUUCACAAAUUUUCGCAGUGAGCAGAGCUCUUGAAAGUAGAAAAUAAAAAAGUAAAAUUAAAUUUCUCUCUCAGAGUCGUUGUGUCGAGCAAGCUUUGGUUUUUCGCAUUUACAUCGUCGCGUGCAACUACAUUUCUAUUAAAUUGUGGUAGAAUAGUAUAGAAAAUGGUUCCAGUUACCAAGGAAGUGCAAUGCCAGCUGGCAGAAAGCGAUGAGGCCGAGCAGCAGCCGGAGACCGUUGUCACCCCGAAGAGCGGCCGAGUGGGCAUCUUCAAUGCCGAAGACUUUCUGUCGCGUGCUCAGACCAACGACAAGAUUAACAACAUUUUGCGCUCGCCCACAAAGUCUCCGAAUGGCGUGCGUCAACGCUCGGUGUACACCAACAACAACCCAUCUCCGCAGUCGUCGGUUCGUUUGCCCAAUGCGGCAGCAUCGCUUUCAGCUCGUAUGAGCAGCAUAUCGCUGAACAGCGGCAGCGCCAGUGUGGGCACCAACACUUCAGUGCUGGCCAAGGAAUGCUCUAGCCAGACUAAUGCCAUAGGUGCCUCGGGCUCCUAUCGUGCCAUGGGAAUGGGCAUGCACCAGUCGCAGCCGCUGCUCACUGCCGUUGCAGACUUGGAGCCACUGGUCCUGAGCACUAAGUCGUUGACAGCUCGCUUCGCCUACGGUCAGCCACAACCGCAACCCCAAAUGCACCACACUCAGCAGUAUCCGUCGCCCAUGCCGCCUCCACCUCAUGCCUUGGGUCGUGUCAGCUCUCGCACUUUUGAGUUCGAGAAUAAUCCACCACCACCACCGCCAUGUCCUGGCUCCGGACCGAUUGCCAUGUCCAAUGGCACCAUCCAGCUGCGCUUGCGCGAGGGAGUCAGAAUCGAUAUGACUCUGGACAAGGCCGUGCGUGUGUUAAAUCAGCGCAGCAUGGUGGCUGUCGCACUGUCGCGCAAUGGCACAAACUCUGCUCUAAUCCAUCCCAAUGGUCGAAUCCUGCAGAGUGGUUCCAAGGUGGAAAUCGUGACCUAUGACGGCAUGAAGACCAACAAUUUUGUGCGCUAUGCUAAGAUGUGGUACAAGGGUGUGAGCUUCACUAGCGAGUCUUGUGCUUUGAUUUAUCUGGUGGACACUGCUGGAACACGCACCACAACCGACACUUUCACUGACCUGACUAAGGACUACACUCUGGCAGUGUUUUAUGACGACUCGCGCCACGGUCCCUCAUUUGUGCCGGAUGCACAGGAGGUGAUUGCAAAGUCAUCCUACAGUUGCGCAGACGACGGCACCGAGAUGUACGACAUCAAUGGUUUUCGCAUCAUUCAGGCCGCCGAUGGCCUGGUGAAGGUGACUCGCCAACACAACAAGGGGCUCAUUCGCACCAGCCCUGGCAAUGGAUCGGUCACUCUGACCACUCUGGGCAUCCACUGCACCGCCUCCUUGGGCAAGACCUCGCAUCUGUUUUUACGUCGCAAUGAAAAGCGUAUGCAUUUUGAUGGAGCCAAUUUUAUAGUGCGCAAUGCAGGGCACUCGGCCGGAUUCAAUGAGAACAAUCUACUGAUCGUGUACUAAUUUAGUUCCAUCCUAUCUAUAAGACACAAACACAAACAGACAAUAUCCAAGGUAGUUUUUAGGGGCCGCUAGGCUUCCGUAGAGUGGAGAGGGAAAAUUACUAAAAUUUGUUAAGAUCACAGACAUCACAGACGUUUACAAGAAGGAAUUAGAUUUUAGUUAUAUAUACAGCAAAAAAAAAAAAACACGAGUACAAGUCCACUGCCCUGCCUACUACUUGAGAACGCUGACCACUUCUAACAAAUAAAGGGAUCAGCGUUUUUAUUUUUAAGGCUCGAUUUGGCAUACAGAAAAGAGUUCAUCAAAUUUCAACAAUAUUUUACACAUAAUAGGAAAAAAAAAAAAAAAAAAACACAUUAUGUACAUUGAGAAAAGCCUUAAAAAAUUGUUCACAUGCAUAAAAAUUAGAAACACUAUGCCAUGGCGCAAUGUGUAUGUGUUACAAUAAGUAGGCGGUGGCCUUUAAGAGGUGGUCCGAACCUUCAAUGCGUUGUUAGUCUGAACAGAAGACGACCUUACAUUACAGUUACUUGUUAAAGUUAAGAUUAGUUUGUAGUUGCUGUGAUGCUCCGAACAUGGGAAGUCACACAUCAAAGUGAAAUAAUGUUGCAAACUAAGUUUUGCAAAUUCAAAGUGAGCGAUAGACCAAUACACCAUGAGCACGUUUACAACACAAGUUACCCGAAAGAAAAGUGAGAAAUUAAUAAAUACAUGUUGAUAGAAAACGUAUAAUUGUUGACAAAAACUAUACACAACGUCCUCAAUUAUUAUAGGUACAUAUACACAUACAUCCUCAUACUUCACAUAUGAACAUACAAAUAUAUAAUAUAUGUAUUUCUGGCCUAUGUGUAAAUCUGUCAACAUUUCUUCUUUUCACGCUUGGUGGCUUUAUGAGAUUUGUGAGCCUUACGACGAUCUCACAUGAUCCAAAAUUCAAGAGCAUGUAUUACAAAAUUAUUGUAUGGAAUUAUCAAUAAAAGUUUGAUAAAACGUUA
Drosophila mojavensis is the source of this 2588-nucleotide messenger RNA. RefSeq lists its product as uncharacterized. Bases 199 to 1593 code for a protein of 464 amino acids. The record is from RefSeq and is a predicted model, not a curated record. The transcript has 7 exons. Lineage: Eukaryota; Metazoa; Arthropoda; Insecta; Diptera; Drosophilidae.